Larimichthys crocea (large yellow croaker) is the source of this 2222-nucleotide messenger RNA. RefSeq names its product purinergic receptor P2X, ligand-gated ion channel, 2 (gene p2rx2). The transcript is spliced from 12 exons. Gene Ontology annotation, molecular function: extracellularly ATP-gated monoatomic cation channel activity; ATP binding; purinergic nucleotide receptor activity. The coding region runs from base 1 to 1248 and encodes 415 amino acids. Lineage: Eukaryota; Metazoa; Chordata; Actinopteri; Sciaenidae. Gene Ontology annotation, biological process: response to ATP; calcium ion transmembrane transport. Gene Ontology annotation, cellular component: plasma membrane; signaling receptor complex. The record is from RefSeq and is a predicted model, not a curated record.
AUGUGUGAAGUAUUUCAUAAGUUCAUGAUGGGGCUACGAGACUUUAUGAAGGAUUAUUUUCUUAGUUUCUGGGACUAUGAGACGCCAAAGGUGAUGGUGGUUAAAAACAGAACUCUUGGAGUUAUAUACAGAGCUGUGCAGUUUCUUGUGAUCACCUAUUUCAUCUGGUAUGUCUUCAUAAAUGAGAAAGCAUACCAAGAGAGUGAAACCCGUCCAGAGAGCUCAGUUUACACACUCAUGAAAGGCACAGCAGUUCAUGAAGAUCAUAUCUUGGACACUGUGGAGUACGCUCGACCAUCAGAGGGUGGUGAUGUGAUUAGUACAAUAUUGAGACGAGAAGUUACGUACAAUCAGAAGCAAGGAACCUGCGCUGAGUAUUUCAAAGUUGCCAAUGCCAACUGUACAACUGACUCUGACUGUGUCAAGGGAGAGGUUAACUUUGAUGGCCAUGGCAGAAGGACUGGCAAAUGCGUCCAGUACUACAACCACACCUUCAAAACCUGUGAGAUCCAAACCUGGUGUCCUAUUGAGGAGUAUGCUGUAGUACGAGAGCCAGCAUUAGUGGAGGCCAUCAAUUUCACAGUGUUCAUCAGGAACUCUAUCCACUUCCCCAAAUUUAAAGUGCUGAGGGGAAACAUCAAAGACGCUUCAAACAAGCGUGAUAUGCAGAAAUACCUCACUAAGUGUCAUUAUGAUGAAGAGAAAGAGCCCUACUGUCCAAACUUCCGCCUGGGCUACAUUGCAGAUAAAGCGAGGGAGAGCUUCAGUCAGCUCUGCAGGACUGGAGGAGUGAUAGGGGUUUUCAUCAACUGGAAGUGUAACCUGGACAUCGAUCCUUCAAACUGUAAACCAACAUAUUCCUUUCGUCGUCUUGAUCUCCGAAAGGAUCAGGUCAACUCUGGUUACUACUACAGGUUUGCCAAAUAUUACAACAAGAAUGGGGUAGAGACUCGGACACUUAUCAAGGCCUAUGGCAUCCGUCUGGAUGUCAUAGUUCACGGACAUGCUGGUAAAUUCAGUCCUAUCCCAACCAUCAUCAGCACAGUGACUGCUAUGACUUCAGUUGGCAUUUGUACCAUUAUCUGUGACUGGAUCAUGCUGACAUUUAUUGACAAGAAUGAAGUCUACAGUGACAGAAAGUUUGAUGAGAUUAUCAAGGAGCCGCCGGUGCCCAUUUCCACAGAGCUCAGCUACAUCACCAGCUUCGGCUCAAACCAUUCAGACCUGUCAGAAGGCGUACCGCUGUAACGUCAUUGCAGUUGCCUCGGUUGUCGCUGAUCAAGAGUGUGGACUCUCCUCCGUCAGCUGACUGUGGCAACAAAAGCAACUUCCAGUGGUUUCUCAGGUGUCUGCAACAGCUCAGUUAUGGACUGCCAGCAGUUGCUAUGCUGUUUUUUUUUUGUGGGAACUGACAGAGAACCACAGUGACAGAGCUGGCCCUCUCAAAGUCUCUGUCUGUGCAGUGGAUUCUUUUCAUAUAUCAUCUCAAACCUUGAUGGACCCCCAACUGUACAAUGCAACUAACUGUUUCUCUCUCACCUGACAUCUCUCACUUCAGCAGUAACACCACUUAGAAAAUGUGUUUAUUUUCUCACCAUGAAAAGAUAAGAAAGCACGGUAAAGAGAAACAUUACAAACCAAGUCAAUUUCUGUUAAUGUAUUGCAAUAAAUGCCCAAACUCAAGGUCCAGAUAUAAGGAUUACCAUGAAAUCAUCAUUUUUACAGUGUAUCUUAUAAAUCUGCAUUAUUCCAAACAUGAAGCUGCACACCUUGUUUGAAGAAUCUAAAUAUUCUGAUUCACUUGCUUUGUCUUUCAACCUGAUAUGUUCAGCAUAACUAGAGGAUGCAGGAAGAAACGGCCAGGAGACGCGCAAGGAGAGCAAUGAGCAGUAAUCAAAUAACACAGACAUUUCCCAUAAGAUGGUUUCUCUAACAAGAUUGUGGGGAAGUGUGAAUCCAUCUGGACGCCUGAGAGCAAUGUAAAUGUCAGAGACUUAAGACUCAAGUCUAAUGGAUCGAUGUCUGUCAUGAUGGAUGAAGGAGCUUGAUGGACAGUGACACGUCUGUGCAGAAAAUUGUUUACAACAUAAAAAAAGAGCUGAAAAUUUACAUAAUGCUGUAUCUUAAAGGGUAGUGCUUAUGUUAAUCCAUUUCACUGUUGAGCUCAAGAAGUGUUGUGUCUGAUCUAAGAUGUGCCGAGAGGCUAACAACUGGAAAUUUAA